ACACACACAUCAUCCUCUCCGAUUCCAAAAUUCUCUGCUCAAUCUCUUCAUCAACUCUUCUUCCAUUUUCAUUGCAAUUUGCAACCACCUUCUUCUCCUUCUUCUACCUCCAUAAUCUCAGGAACAAUCUAAAGCUUGUGAUCUUCAUCAAGAUUUCAACAACACUCUGUUUCAUGGCGAUUGAAGCUUCGAGUUUCAAAUAUGAAGAGGAAUUCAUCGUAAACUCGAAAGGAUUGGAGCUCUUUACGUGUCGCUGGCUACCUGUUGAUUCUGAACCUAAAGCUUUGAUCUUUCUUAACCAUGGCUAUGGCAUGGAAUGCAGCGUCUCCAUGAGAGGAGUUGCUUUAAGGCUUGUGAAGGCAGGAUUUGCAGUUUACGGAAUUGAUAACCAAGGCCAUGGGAAAUCAUCCGGGAUUCAGGGUUUCAUCCCGAACUUCGACGAUCUCGUCACCGAUUGUUCCGAAUUUUUCACAAGCAUUUGUGAAAAGAAAGAAAAUAAAAGAAAGAUGAGAAUAUUGCUUGGAGAAUCCAUGGGAGGAGGAAUGGUUCUCCUGUUACAUAGAAAGAACCCAGAGUAUUGGGAUGGUGGAGUCUUGGUGGCACCCAUGUGUAAGAUUGCAGAAGAUAUGAAGCCACCUCAAUUGGUGAUUAAUGUGUUGAUGCAACUUGCAAAAGUAAUCCCGACAUGGAAGAUUGUCCCUGGCAAAGAUAUCGUUGAUCUUGCUUUUAGAGAUCCUAAAAUCAGAGAGGAGGUUCGUAACAACCCAUUAUGUUAUAAAGGCCGAUUACGCUUGCAGACUGCCAGUCAGUUGCUAAACGUUAGUCUAGAUCUUGAAAAGAGACUCCAAGAGGUGACAUUUCCGUUUUUUGUUGCCCAUGGAGAAGCGGACAGGGUGACAGAUCCAACGGUGAGCAAGCUAUUAUAUGAAACUGCUUCAAGCUUCGACAAGAAGUUUCAGUUGUAUCCAGGAAUGUGGCAUUCUCUCACGUACGGAGAGUUUGAGGAGAACAUUGAUAUGGUGUUUACAGAUGUUAUUAGUUGGAUUGACGAGAGAAUUUCUAGUGGAAACUCGAGAUUGGAGAGAGAACAAAAGCGUGCAAACGAUGAGUUCGAUAUGGAUGGGUCGAGCAAUGCGAAGAUGAUGGAUUGACAUGAACACGAUACAUAUGGUUGAAAACUAUAUGUUUUUCUCAAUUCUACUUACACUGCGAAGUCACAAAAAUUAAACACAAGUGCAUAUCAUGCACUGCUUCGAUAUGAGUUGGUUAAUAUUGUUCACUACCAAUUCUUUUAUUAGUUCUCGUAUCACAUCAAGUAUUUACAUAAACAUAUAAUAUUUAA
Cynara cardunculus var. scolymus (artichoke) is the source of this 1342-nucleotide messenger RNA. Its product is annotated as caffeoylshikimate esterase-like. The transcript is spliced from 8 exons. Gene Ontology annotation, molecular function: lipase activity. The record is from RefSeq and is a predicted model, not a curated record. Bases 174 to 1151 code for a protein of 325 amino acids. NCBI's taxonomy places the organism in Eukaryota, Viridiplantae, Streptophyta, Magnoliopsida, Asterales, Asteraceae. Gene Ontology annotation, cellular component: membrane.